UAUCGUUGCGAAUCGGUCGCGGAACCUGUCUUUACCUAGAGCUACCAUGAGCAAGCGGAACCGGGUAUCGUACGUACGGCCAGCGGAGCCAGCGUUUCUGGCCCGCUUCAAGGAACGGGUCGGCUACAGGGAGGGACCAACCAUAGAGAGUAAGAGAAUUCAGCCUCAGCCCCCAGAUGAAGAUGGGGAUCACAGUGACAAAGAAGAUGAACAGCCUCAAGUGGUGGUUUUGAAAAAGGGAGACCUGUCAGUUGAAGAAGUCAUGAAAAUUAAAGCAGAAAUAAAGGCUGCCAAAGCAAAUAAAGGCAAAAUAAUGAGGAGAAGGAAGUUCUUAAAAAUUCUGGUUUUGCUCAGAUGAAGAACCAGCCCCAGCUGAUGGAAGAAUCAUAUACCGAAAACCAGUCAAGCGUCCCUCAGAUGAAAAAUAUUCAGGUUUAACAGCAAGCUCAAAAAAGAAGAAGGCAAAUGAAGAUGAAAUAAAUCAGGACUCGGUCAAAAAGAGCUCACAAAAACAAAUUAAAAAUAGUAGCCUCCUUUCUUUUGACAACGAAGAUGAAAAUGAGUAAGUGUAAAUAUUUUGAAUUUAGUCUACUUUGAAAGUAUAUGGAGUGUUUUUUAAAAUAACAUUUUUUCCUAUUAUAAAGAUACUACAAGUUCCUUAUAGAAAGUUUAGGAAAUAGAGAAAAAAAUUUAAUAAACUACAUCUAUUCAUCAAUCAGAGGGGUAUUGACCCCUCUGACUUAAAAUGCCAACUCUAUAGAAAUUAGCUAGUAUUAACAUUUUGUUAUUUCCCUUGUGUGGUUGUAUAUGUAUGUAAAUUAUAUUUUUAAGCAAAAUACAUUUUUUUGUGUGUAAACAAAAUUUUAUAAAUACAGUUGUGUUGCAAAUGUUCUUUGUCCUGCUUCUCACUUGACAUUGCAUUAUGAGUAUUCUUCCAGGUCAGUAAAUUUCAAAAACCGACAUUAAUAGCUACAGAGAAUUUCAUAAUCUCAUUGUAUCUUUUUCAUUAGCAAUAGCUCCACUUUGGGUGGGGGAGAUAAUAAUGUGCCUUGUUAAAAUACCUCCCUAACUCCUGCUAAGGGUGGCCAUGAGACUCAGCUCUGGCAAGUUAAGAAAUACAGGUGGAAUUCUGCUUGAUAAAGCUGCUGGGUUUUUUGAUACAAAAGGACAGACUUGGCAAGCAUGAGCCUUUGCUCUUAUCUGUUCAUCCUACUUGGAAUGCAGAGAUAAAACCUGAGUAGCAGAGCCAUUUUUAGACAUAAGGAAGGCAGCCAUGUGCUUUGGGUCAUGUUAGUAAAAAGACUCAGAACUUGGCUCCUUGCUGACAUGCCUCCAGGAGCUGCUACACCAGCUUGGAUUGCUGACCUCUGACUUCUUGGUAGUGAGAAGAGUAAACACUGUGCUUAAUUAGGCCUCGGUCAGGUUUCUCUUAUAUGUAGCCAAAUGCAGUCCUAAAUAAUACAAUAAAUAACUGGUCAAACUGUUACUGGUGGAGGGUGUCCAGGUUCUUGGCAUUUUGGACAAAUAAUUGGACAAAACGCACAAAGCAAUGAAUAUCCUCUAGAGGUUUGUCAUUGGUUACUUGGUAUACACCCUAUGUAAAUGAAGUAGUGGCCCGUGACCUGUCUGAUUGGUGCAGAAAGUGACCAAUCAGAGGCUGAAGGGAAGUUAGAAAGUUAUACUCCUGUGUAAAUGAAGACUUGGCCUAUGACCAGUCUGAUUGGUUGCAGGAAGGGACCAAUCAGAGGCACUUACGUUUUUCAUCUGCAAUGCAGAAAAGGCAAGGAGAUUGCAAAGGGAAUAGCCUCUCAUCCUUUUGUUACUUAGGUAUGGAGAGGUGGGGUUUCCUUUUGAUUCAGUUCUAGGAAGUCAAUGUGAAUCAGCCUUAGGUUCCCUGCCUCCAGACCCUAUUCUCCUGCCUCAUUUUCCCCCUGAGAGAGGUGAUCCUCAUAAAUCUUUAUGGGAGGCUAAGAGACUGAGGGUCUUUCUUCUGUAACUGCUUCAUGCUAACUUGGGACAUACUCCCUACCUAUUAGAGAUCACGUAACUCUCACCCUGCUUUGUCUAGUGGAGACAGGGUAGCUUCUUGAUGGCCGGUGGGGUGUUCACCUGAAACUGGCUAGAAAUCUUGUCAUAUGAUCAUCUAACUUGGUGGUCUCUAGGCAAAGGGAAAUGGAUUUAGUUAAAAGAUUUAACAAAUAUGAUCCAAAAACCAAGGCAAGUAUAAUCAUUAAUAAUGGGCUGGCCAAGGGAGGGAACCAUGAAACCCAACUUAGUGCCCUUUAGCUGCCCCAUGACCCGACAACUGUUACCAUAUUUUGGAGGCCCAGUCAGCUAGUUUUCAGGUGGUGUCCCUUACAAACCCUGAUUGCUUGACGUCAAAACAGCAUUCUUCUAGGAAAAAGACAUAAGCCAUCUUUUUCAGUGGCUAGGAAAUCUAGUUCCCUUUGAUUUUGCGAAGCGACCACUGCCAAGGAGCCUAUCUGAUUUUGUAAGGCGACGAUACUUUGAGCAAUGUCAUUUAAGCUUUCCAUAAAAUCCUUGGACACGCGUUGGUAAUAGGAUAGGGAAGUUGCAGUCCCGCUAACUCCUAUUCCUACCCCUGCUGUUAUUCCUAGCCCUUGUGUCUUGGUGGUUGCAGUUAAAGGUAUAAUGAGGGAUUGGUUGUUGGGAGCUAUAUUAAUUUCAGGACAUACAAAGACAAAUCACAGCAGAACCAAUCUAACUUCAAAAUAAGCUUCAGUCCUGUAUACUUGGCCUGAUUACCCACACAAAGUGCAACAAGAAUCGUUGUCCAUAUAGACUCUCCUAGAUUGGCUUUGCUGGAACAUUUCACAAGGCCAUUUCAGUCAAAGUCCUGAGAAAGUAACCGGUUUCUUCAAUUGUGUCCUAUUACAAAAGUAAACGUGGUUAUUAAUGUUAUACAAACAAAUACCAUGAAUUAAGAAUAUUCAUAAAUAGUUUACAAAUUCUGGAGAAAUUAGAAUACUCUAUAUACUUAAAGUAUAUUUCAAGGCUAUAAAUAGUUCAAACUAAAAAGAUUAUUCAGACUGAAAAAACAAAAAGAAUUAGCAAUAUUUCAAACAACAAAAGCCAUACAAAUUAUUUCAGUCUUCCAUUAGUUCAUUUCAGUCCAUCGUAAUCAACUCCUGCUCUACUUCAUAUUCAUCUUUAUGAACACAUCAGCCUUUCAAUUAGUGCCUUGGAAGUUUUCUGUCUAAUCCAAUGGCACACUCUCCAAAGUUAUCAGAAACCUGCAUUCAAGAGUUCUUUUCAUGAACUCCUCCAAAGAAGUAAGCCUUGGACUGUAGCUGAGUAUAAGUCACUUUUUUUUUUUUUUUUGAGAAGGAUCAAAGCAAAACAUCAAUUAUGGAUGACAAAAGUUUUAAGACAGCCAUAAAAGACACAGUUGACAAAGAAAUUUGGUUAUUUCUGUGGCUUACAACAAUUUUAACAUCAUCAUUACAACAUAUAUUAAGACAUCAGAAUUUUAGAAAUCUCAUAAAACCCUGGAACACAUAUUAACAACAAAUCUCUAUCAGUAUAACCCAAAAGAAGCUAAACACCACCUCACACUUGACAAUGUUUCCUGUAUGAUUCUAACAUUACAAAUGAGCCUAAUAUAUCACUCUUGGACUUCAGGAAGCCUGAUAUCUAAAAAGUUAGUUUAAGGUCAAAAGUUUUCGAAUUAACUUUUUUCCAUUAGUAUGGUCAUAUUUUUCUUACUAAUUUGUAAGUUAUGUAAUUUAUCAAUUUUUUGUUGUUCUGUUCCCCAACCUCUAUGUCAGAUAAAGAAUCACCCAGGCCAGAUACAAUGGCUCAUGCUUGUAAUCCCAACACUUUGGGAAGCCAAGGUAGGAGAAUUGCUUGAAGCCAGGAACCUGAGACCAGCCUGGGCGACAAAGCAAUACCCCUAUCUCUACAAAAAA
Molecule: messenger RNA, 3929 nt
Organism: Rhinopithecus roxellana (golden snub-nosed monkey)
Lineage: Eukaryota; Metazoa; Chordata; Mammalia; Primates; Cercopithecidae
Product: KIAA1143 ortholog
Exons: 3
Coding region: 47-358 (103 amino acids)
Source: RefSeq, a predicted model, not a curated record